Ochlerotatus camptorhynchus is the source of this 1854-nucleotide messenger RNA. Its product is annotated as probable methylmalonate-semialdehyde/malonate-semialdehyde dehydrogenase [acylating], mitochondrial. NCBI's taxonomy places the organism in Eukaryota, Metazoa, Arthropoda, Insecta, Diptera, Culicidae. The record is from RefSeq and is a predicted model, not a curated record. Gene Ontology annotation, cellular component: mitochondrion. Gene Ontology annotation, molecular function: methylmalonate-semialdehyde dehydrogenase (acylating, NAD+) activity; malonate-semialdehyde dehydrogenase (acetylating, [NAD(P)+]) activity. Gene Ontology annotation, biological process: L-valine catabolic process; thymine catabolic process. The coding region runs from base 126 to 1691 and encodes 521 amino acids. The transcript has 4 exons.
GCCGGUCGACGUCGCCUUUGGUUGGCGCAGUUCCUUUCCAAUCAUCAUCCCAGGUGGCGGUGCGGCACGGUGUUUUCUCUCAUUUGCGUGGAUAUUUGAUUUCGUUCUAGAGAAUCUGCGACAAAAUGGCUCUAGUCAGAUUGCUAGGUGUGGAGUGCCGCAAUGCGCUGCAACGCAGCUACUGUACCGCUUCAGUCCCGACGACCAAGAUGUUCAUCGAUGGUAAGUUUGUCGACUCGAAGACCACCGACUGGAUUGACCUGCACGAUCCAGCCACCAACGAGGUAGUCACGCGCGUCCCCAAGUGCACCAAGGAUGAAAUGGAAUCAGCAGUGGAAUCCUCCAAGAAGGCUUUCAAGACCUGGAGCCAGACUUCUAUCCUGGGCCGGCAGCAGGUGAUGUUCAAACUGCAGCACUUGAUCCGGAACAACAUGUCUGAUCUGGCCAAGAACAUCACCAAGGAACAGGGCAAGACUCUGGUUGAUGCUGAGGGUGAUGUCCUCCGUGGAUUGCAGGUCGUUGAACACUGCUGCAGCAUUACGUCGCUGCAGAUGGGCGAAACCGUUUCCAAUAUUGCCAAGGACAUGGAUACCUACUCGUACACUCUGCCAUUGGGUGUGACUGCCGGUAUUUGCCCGUUCAAUUUCCCAGCCAUGAUUCCGCUGUGGAUGUUCCCAGUUGCCAUUACCACCGGUAACACCAGCAUCAUCAAGCCUUCGGAGCGUGUUCCCGGAGCUACCAUGAUGUUGAUGGAGAUGCUUAAUGAGGCUGGAUGCCCACCAGGUGUCGUCAACGUCAUUCACGGAGCACAUGAUGCUGUUAACUUUAUCUGUGACCACCCGACAAUCAAGGCUGUAUCGUUUGUCGGAUCCGACCAGGCUGGCAAGUACAUCUACGAACGUGCGGGACGCAACGGUAAGCGUGUCCAAUCGAACAUGGGUGCCAAGAAUCACGGUGUAAUCAUGGCCGAUGCCAACAAGGAGAAUACUCUGAACCAACUUGCUGGAGCUGCCUUCGGUGCCGCUGGUCAGCGUUGCAUGGCUCUGUCGACUGCUGUAUUCGUCGGUGAAGCUAAGCAAUGGAUUCCAGAUCUGGUGGAGCGCGCACGCAAACUGAGGGUCAACGCUGGACACGUUCCCGGAACUGAUGUCGGUCCAGUGAUUUCCCCACAGUCCAAGCAGAGAAUCAACGAUUUGGUUGAAUCCGGCGUCAAGGAAGGUGCUAAGCUCGUUCUGGAUGGACGUGACAUCAAGGUUGAGAACUUCGAAAACGGCAACUUUGUAGGACCAACCAUUCUGACCGAAGUUCAGCCAAACAUGAAGUGCUACACUGAGGAAAUCUUUGGCCCGGUGUUGGUGUGUCUGACGGUUGACACCUUGGACGAAGCUGUUGAACUGAUCAACAACAACCCAUACGGUAACGGAACCGCCAUUUUCACCACCAACGGUGCCACCGCGAGGAAGUUUGUAAACGAAAUCGACGUCGGUCAGGUCGGUGUGAACGUUCCGAUCCCAGUGCCAUUGCCGAUGUUCUCGUUCACUGGAUCUCGAGGCAGCUUUAUGGGCGAUUGCCACUUCUACGGCAAGCAGGGUGUCAAAUUCUACACCCAGACCAAGACUGUGACCCAGCUGUGGCGUGAGGGAGAUGUUUCCCACACCAAGGCUUCCGUGGCGAUGCCAACCAUGAAGUAAGCUCGGGAAAAUAACGUCGCGCGAAUUGCGAAUCGGGUUUGUGUCUUCCAAUCAAAUGAGAACUGCGUGCAUUUACUAGAUUAACGAGAAUUCAUAUUCUGCAUUUACGAUAUCUGAUAUUCAGUUUUAAUAAAACAAUUGUCUCUAUGCUAAAAAUGUUAAA